This is a messenger RNA of Penaeus chinensis, 1710 nucleotides long. Its product is annotated as probable cyclin-dependent serine/threonine-protein kinase DDB_G0292550. Bases 40 to 1695 code for a protein of 551 amino acids. Gene Ontology annotation, molecular function: chitin binding. The record is from RefSeq and is a predicted model, not a curated record. Gene Ontology annotation, cellular component: extracellular region. The transcript has 3 exons. NCBI's taxonomy places the organism in Eukaryota, Metazoa, Arthropoda, Malacostraca, Decapoda, Penaeidae.
UUUGCAUUCUGCAUUGUUGUGCACUGUGCCGAGAUCAACAUGAGGAUCAUACUUCUUUGUGUUUUGGUGAGCGUUAUCUCUGCAGACAUACCGCCAUCCAAUACCUAUGGAGCCCCAAACGGAGGGUUCUCAAACGGUUUUGGCUUUGGAGCAUCGAAUGGAGCCUCAAACGGUUUUGGUGCCCCAAGUAACGGUUACUCUGCACCAAGCAACACCUAUGGACUGCCAAAUGGCGGAUAUGGAGUAGAUCCUGAGAUUGCCGCUUUGGCCGAGAACAUUCCCGGGGGCGGCGUCCCCGGCGAGGACUACCCCAUCUUGGCUUCCGUGCCCGACACCGGUUUCUCGUGCGAUGCCCAGGCGGUGCAAGGUUAUUACGCCGACACUCAAGCCGGUUGCCAGGUGUUCCAUAUCUGCCAGGACCGCGCCCUCAGGCGCCAACAGGACUCGUUCCUGUGCCCCAACGGUACCAUCUUCAACCAGCAGUACCUGGUAUGUGACUGGUGGUUCAACGUGGACUGUUCUCAAGCUGAGAGCUUCUACUCCGUCAACGAACUCAUCGGAGUCGUUCCCGACGCCGGUUAUGCUUAUGCUGCCGCCACCAACGGCAUCCUCAACGGAAACGGAAACGGAUAUGAAGCCAACGGAAACGGAGCCAACGGAAACGGAAGGAACGGAGCUAAUGGAUACGCUUCCAAUGGCAACGGAAAGAAUGGCAACGGAGCCACCAAUGGAAAUGGAUAUCGCUCAAACGGCAACGGCAACGGCGCUAAUGGCAAUGGCAGGAACGGCUAUGCUGCUAAUGGCAACGGCAACGGAGUCUCCAAUGGCAAUGGCAGGAACGGCUAUGUUGCUAAUGGAAACGGCAACGGAGUCUCCAAUGGCAAUGGCAGGAACGGCUAUGCUUCUAAUGGCAAUGGAGCGAACGGUGUCAAUGGAAAUGGUUUCAACGGCAAUGGAUAUAGAUCCAAUGGUAACGGCAAUGGAAGGAAUGGCAAUGGAAAUGGUAACAGGUACAAUGGCAAUGGAAGGAAUGGCAACAGUAAUGGAAAUGGAUAUAACGGCAAUGCUGUAAAUGGUAAUGGUAAUGGAAGAAGCGCCUUCAACGGAAACGGAUACAAUGGUAAUGGUGUAAGUGGCAACGGCAAUGGUGUUAAUGGCAACGGAAACGGAUACAAUGGCAAUGGUGUUAAUGGUAAUGGCAACGGCAAUGGCGUUAAUGGCAACGGAAACGGAUACAAUGGCAAUGGUGUUAAUGGUAAUGGCAACGGCAAUGGCGUUAAUGGCAACGGAAACGGAUACAACGGCAAUGGAAGAAGCGCCCUGAAUGGCAAUGGAAACGGGUACAAUGGUAAUGGCAACGGCAAUGCUGUUAAUGGCAAUGGUGUAAAUGGUAAUGGCAACGGCAAUGGUGUUAAUGGCAACGGAAACGGAUACAACGGCAAUGGUUUAAACGGCAAUGUAAAUGGCAAUGGCGUAAACGGCAAUGGAAGAAGCGCCCUGAAUGGCAAUGGAAACGGGUACAAUGGUAAUGGCAACGGCAAUGGUGUAAAUGGUAAUGGCAACGGCAAUGGAAGAAGCGCCCUGAAUGGCAAUGGAAACGGGUACAAUGGUAAUGGCAACGGCAAUGGUCUUAAUGGCAACGGAAACGGCAAUGGAGCUGCCGCUCCGGCUGCCUCCUACGGCGCUCCUUUCUAAAGUCCUAUUCGCUUC